CUUAGCCAAAAAAUAAAUUUAAAAAAAACAGUGGAGUUGCAAAGGGUGUAAGAAAUGGUAGAAUCAGAAAAUGUACUGGAUGAAAGAGUGACCUGUAAUUGUUUCAAGGUGUCCAAUAUUUAUCAAGUUAUUUUUAAGAGAUUCAAAAAGACUGAAGCGCAUUGAUGGGAUUAUCUUACAAGAGAUUUGAUAAAACAGCUUGUCUUGGCCAAGAGCUUCUCCUUAGGGUGUCUCCGUAAAGGGUCUUUGAAGACAGUGGCAGUUUUGGAAGGAAAUAUUUUCUAGAUGAUAUUGGAUAUAAACUUGUCCUUUGUCUUCACAGAGUGGGCAGGAGGAGUUGUCUUAGCCAUUAAGCUUUGCCCCAGUAUUUCAAGGUAGGUGUAAUUCAGAGUGACAUCCCCCAAGUGCAUUGGAUUCUGCUAUUUCCUCUGCUGGAUACUGUAGCACCUGAUAAAUACCUUUAGUUGCUGUGAGUAAACUGGACCAAGAAAGAGGAAAAACAACUACAGAAAAAAUUCAUAGAUACUGUUUUUCAGUCAUUUCAGAAAGGUGUAUUGCCUCACUACAUGCAUUCAUGUUGUUCUUCAUUGACCUGAUGUGUUACGGGCUCAUGGUCUACCAGCGGCUCCAUGGGUCUUUUCCCACACAGACACAAGCAGAGAAUCCAAUGCGUUCACAGCAGCAGCCUCUCCCCUAGACUUUCCCAUGAGACCAAAGCACCAUUCUUAUCGUGCUGAGGAAAAAAGCUGCGUUCACCAUUCUCAUUCUGGUGAAUAUGUUGUCUGUUUUUACCCUCUCUUUUUAUUUUAUCUUUUUGGAUAACUCUGAUUAUGAACCCACACCAUGGUCUAAUGAACGCCUCUGCAAAGGUACUUUCAGGUUUCCCGACAUUCAUCCCUUAGUGCUUUAUGGCAGUGACACUCAGCUCUCUCAGUUUAGCUUUCCUGUUGGGCAAGGAAAACAAAUAUUCUGAGUGUAGCUCCUGGGCUAUAAGUUCUCUCUAGAACACCCCGCCAUGUAUUUAAUCAGCUUUAUAUAUUUGUAGGCUCAUGUUUUAUGUCAUUUCAUCUUCCAGAAGAUUUUGACUCAAAAUUGAUAACAGUGAUAAUAGCUCUGCUUUGUAUUACAUGUAGAGUAUAAAAACACGAAAGCUACUCAUAGUUAUUCAAAAAUAAUUUUCUAAAGGUAUAUAAUGUUAUUCACUACAGGUUCAGGGAAUUUUAUGAUAAUAUAGAGAAUGUUCAAGAUUUAGGAGUGUAGGUUAUAACAGCACUUUAAUUUAAACGUUAAACUUUAUGUUGACACUUAAGAGAUUUAUUUGAAUUUACAAAGCAUAGUGGGGAAAAUAGAUGUUUCAUUUGGAGAGCAAAAGACCUGGGAAUACUCUUGAGCUGUAAAGUCACAUAUGGAAUUCAAAGACUGAAGGAAGAUCGAUGUGUUUGUUGUAUAGUGUGCGAUGGGAAGAGUGAUGAGAAAACAAGCAGAGGAAGCAGGUGAAGGCUUCUUUUGCCAGGUAUCAGAGGAUAUCUCAGUGAUGAGAAUGAUCCGAACUUUUUGUAGGGAAGAUGAUGAGCUUGUGGGGGAUUAGUCAGGUGGGAUAAUAAUCAGUGUUUUAUAUGAUAACAAGUGUAAGUAUUCGAUUCAAAUAAAUUUAUUAAACUCUACAUUUUAGCAUCAUUUAAUAUUUGUUUUAAUUGAAAACUUUGUGUUUGUUUGAAGCGAUGCAUUUACAGUAUUUAAUAGGCAUAUUUUGGAAAUUACGCUUUUAUGAAAGUGAAUUUUAGAAAUUGUGAUCUAUUGGCAAUUGGAGGAUACUUUUAAAAGUUGAAUGCUCUUUUGCUCUUUAUUACCCAACUGUAGUAAGUUAUUUGCCUUUUAUUACCACUAACAUUUAUUAACAUAAUACCUGUCUAAUGUUGAAGCACUAACUCACAAAGGGCCUGUUUUUGGACAUAGGGCAUUUAUAGAGGUAAAUAAGGAUAAGUGAGAUUAUAAGGGUGUGGCUGUAUUCCAUUAAGACUGGUUUCCUUCUGUUGACAAAAACUCAAUUAACAAUCAAGAAGAAAAAAGUUAACUUUAUUCAAUUAAACAGGUUUAUAACCCGGGAGACAGAGUCUCAGAAUGUCUGAGAUCUGUUCGGCCUGUUAGAAGUUGAAGGCACAAUGAUAUACAUUUAUGAGACAAAGGAUCAUACAACAAAAUGACAUGCUGACAUUUUACACAAAGUUCAUAGGCCAAGUAAGCAUGUACAAAGCAGUCAGUGAGUCACCAUAACCCCCAAUAGAGUUGGGAAACAAUGCUAAUCUUUUAAGAAGUUACAUUGCUAGCAUCAGAAGAAAGGGGGAAAAAAUUGAUCUUUGCAGUCAAGAAAGCAUUCCCAUCUUUGAGGAAGACUAGUUAGUGUGUAAUGCAGAAGCACACUGCACAUUAAGGAGGUAGAGAGGCCAAAGCAGAAAAUUUUAUGUUUAAAUUUUCUUGUCCUGCCUUGAAAUAUAAAUUUCAUUGCAUCACUCAUAAGAUGAGGGAUAGACACCAGGAGUAUGCACACGGGGAGAAAAGGCCAUGUGAGGACAGAGCAAGAAGUUGGCUACCCAAAAGCCAAAACAGAGGCCUCAGGAAAAACUAUACUUUUUGACACCUUCCUGUUAGACUUUCAGCAUCCAGAACUGCAAGAAAAUUAAUUUCUGUUAUUUAAGCCACCCAGUCUAUACUCUUACUAAACCAGUUUCAUUUGCCUGAUGCACAGCAAGCCAAACGCUGAGACGCUGAGGUUUGCAGCAGAGAAACUGUUUAUUCAUAAGGCAGCCAAGCGAGCAGAAGCAAAGACAAAUCUCAGAUUCACCUCCCCAAAGGGGAGAGGCUAGGAAUGUUUAUGGGAUAAAGCUGGGUGGGGGGAUGGGAAUUGAAGAUAAGAAAAGGUGAUUGUUGUUCUGCACAGGUAAAAGUAAGCUACAGAUUUUUUCAUGAGACACCUGUUCAGAAAAUGGCAGUGUUAGCAUGUUCUGAGGGUGGGCUGUUGGCCCUCUGACAUCAAAAGGUCACUGAGCCGACAUUUGCACAUGCCCAGAUGGAGGGUCAGUGGUCUUAACCAGUUUUAACCAGUUCGAGCUCAAACUGGACACAGCUGACUCCCGAUUUCCUAAAACACAACUUGGGCAAAGAUCUUAUUGUUUAGGCUAUUUGCCGCUUGGGAGUACCCGCAAGUUUUUGUAAAAGCAAAGUGAGUUUGAUCAGUGAAGGCAGGUUACAGUUUAUAACUUAUGACUACCCAAGGUUUCAAUAGUAUUAAAAUGUUAUGGCAGCCCUAGCUGACAAACACAAUUCUCAUUUAAUGUUUUCUCGUCACCAAAUAAAUGAGCUCAACACCCAAGAAAUAUAGUUAGGCCUACAACACCACUUCUGCUGUCACAGUAAAGUCUGCCAUCAGACAACUGAAGGAAUUGAAGGACCAUAGAAGCACCACCAUUUGAAACCUUGCUAGCCUUUAAUAAAUGGGUAGAUUUGUGUAACAAACAAACAAACAAACAAAAAAAAUAUAUAUAUAUAGAGAGAGAGAGAGGAUUACACAAUUGUAACAAUUCUAAAAAGGCCACAAAAUAAAAAUUAGCUUUUAUACAAUUUAGGGCGUUUAGUUUGGCAGUUCCUAUUUUUCUUCCACUUUUGAUGAUCCUGUUCAUUUUUGCUUCUACUCCUCAAAAUGACUGAUAACAUAGGCAGGGGAACCGUUUUCUGGGGGAACCAGAGGCAGAGCUCCUGCUUGUCCAUCCGCUUCAGGGCAGCCUAACAUCACACUACUUGCUUUUCUGUCAUGGACCUCAAUGGACUCUUUUUUCUUCUUCCUGACCAAACAAACUGAAACUUAAAAAACUGAGUAACACUUCAGACCACAUGCAUUUGAAGAGCAAUAAACAAUGUUUCUAGCUAUGUGUGGAUUCAUUUUAUAUACGAAUGACUGGAAUGAUACGGCCAUUUAGAUGAGUAGAUUUGCGAGCAUCGCAAAUAAUUGUUUUAUCCUCUAGGAGCUGCCUGGGCUUAAUGGAGUCUGAAAUAAUGUCUCUUCGCGGCCUUUAACAACGACCAAAGCCCCUCCCUCCUUUGAGGUAGGAACACCACCAGCAGCGUUCCUCAAGGGGCUGCAAAUCCAAUGCUCCUGUUGAACAUUAUGAACUAGAUUCGCCGCGGCCUCUGGAGCGCUGGGAACUACAUUACCCUGAAGGCACGGGCCGAGAGGCAGCAACGGCCAAUCAGGGUGAGGGGUUCCCGCGCGUGCGCGUCUGGGCGGGACUUCCGGCGACCCCGUUGUGGCGGUCAUUUAUGCUCCCCUCCGGUUUCGCGCUCCGGAGCGUUGUGUCAGGAUCGAAGUGACUGGACCGAGAAGAUCCGAGAGGAGGGCCUGUUCCCGCAACACAGAGGCAGGUCUGAGGCUAGAAGACGCCGCCCGGGGCAUCGCGCGUCAAGCCCGGGAGACUGACCGCUGUGCCAGCGUCUCGCCUCAUCUCCCGCAGCUCCCGGGCCCGCUCCGUCCACCGAGUCCGAUGGCGACGGCGGCGCUGAGGGACCCGCCUGAGAAUGGUGUGACCUUUGAGGACAUUGCCCUGUACUUCUCCUGGGAGGAAUGGAAGCUCCUUGAUGAGGCUCAGAGACGCCUGUACCAUGAUGUGAUGCUGGAGAACUUUGCACUUAUAUCUUCACUGGGUGUCUGGAGUGGAGAAGAGAAUGUUGAGGCAUCCUUUGAACAGAGUGUUUCUGUGGUAAUGUCACAGGUCAGGACUUCCAAGGAACCUUCAUCUUCCCAGAAGACUCACCCCUGUGAGAUGUGUGGUCCAGUUUUGAGAGACAUUUUCCAUUUGACUGAGCAGCAGGGAGCACAACACAGCCAGAAACUAUUCAAGUGUAGGGCAUGUGCAAAAGGAUUUUAUUUCAGUGCAGACACUCAGCAGCACCAGGAGCAACACAUGCAAGGAAAACCAUUCAUAAUCGGUGUGGACAGGGACUUAUUUGUGAAGAGCAGCAAUUUCCAUGUGUCAGGGGAGACUUUUACCUGCAAGAAAGUUGCAGAGGACUUCCUAGCCACCUCAGGACAUCUGAAUCAACAGGCCAUUCACACUGGGGAAAAGCCAAACACAGUCACCCACUGCAUGGAAACUUUACAAAGCAGAAAAAGUCAUUGCACCAGGGGAGAAUGCAAGAAAGGCUUCAGCCCCAAACACACACUUGUUCAGGCCCAGAGUGCCUACACUGAAAGACAAUGUUUUAUGUGCAGUGAAUGUGGGAAAACAUUCAAGUAUAAAUCCUCAUUUGUUGUGCACCAGAGAAUUCACACUGGUGACAGGCUUUAUGACUGUGGCGACUGUGGAAAAUCUUUUAGGGGAAGCUCAGCCCUCAUUCAACAUCGAAGAAUUCAUACUGGGGCAAGGCAGUACAAGUGCAGCAAAUGUGGGAAAUCCUUUAGCCAAGAAUUUGUCUUCAUUUAUCCUCAGAGGAGUCACACUGGAGAAAAUUGCCACAUUUGCCAUCAGUGUGCACAAUCUUUUAGCCAUAGCUCCAUCUUUUUUCAACAACAGACAGUUCACACUGGAGAAAUGAGUUAUGAGUGCACUGAAUGUAGGAAGUCCUUUAGACGAAAAUCUGACCUCAUUGAACACUGGAGGGUUCACACAGGAGAAAGGCCUUAUGAGUGCAGUGAAUGUGGGAAAUCUUUUACCUCUCGUUCCACCCUUCAUUAUCAUCAGAGAGUUCACACAGGAGAAAAGCCUUAUGACUGCAGCGAAUGUGGGAAGUCUUUUAGCCGAAAAUCUAACCUCUCUCAGCACCAGCGAGUUCACACUGGAGAAAGGCCUUAAAUGUGUAAGAAAUGUGUAAUUUCUUUGUUCAGUGUAAUGACAUUGGAUGAAACUGUGAGGCACUAGUUGUCCCAUGCAUCCAAACAUCAGGAGUAGAGAGAUUCCUCAUAAUUUUCAGUUUUGUGGGAAGCAUGUGUGACUGUGUUACACUCUCUAACCUACCCAGGGCUCUUGAUAGAUUUAUGUCACUGCCACUUUCUGUAGCCAGAUCCAUUUCAUCUCUAUAAGCUGGCACGUCCCCACAGUGUGCAUCAGUCAGUACUGCAGUGUGCUCAGGGAAGCCAACUCUGUUCUCUCAUUUCUGGGAGGAAAUUAGGAAUAACCUGAACCUUUAGGAUUCCCUUUCUGACCAGCUUGGGCAUGGGCCUGACCUACUAUUGGCCCAGAGAACAUCAUAUGAGUUAAUCUGGCAGCUUCCAGAGAAGGAUUACCAUUUUCAGGGACACGUUGGUCUCAAGAUACUUGUGAUGAAUUUUUAUACCUUCUGAGUCACCAGCUAAAGAACUGCCAGCCAUUGCUGGCAGAUCUGCCAGAACAUUGCUUUCGUUUGAACAGUAACAAAGACCUUACUGUUUAAGUCCUCUUUAAUCUUGGACAUUCUAUUUACCAAAUAGGGUAGGUUAUAAACAGAUUUGGGCAUGAAGGGGCGAGCAACUUUUAUGGGGGUAUCAAACUUUCUAUGCCUCAGAGGAGACAUUACAAAGGCAGAAAUUAACUUACUAGUUUUUGCCAAAUUUGCAUUUCUGCCCGUGGCCUCCUAGGAAAGACUGCAGGACUUUCUUGUCUUCUUUUGAGGCCUGGAUGCUAUGAGUUUUAGGAGACUCAGAGGGCACCCUGAGGAGGGGUCCAGUGUGACAACCUCAACUGCUUCUGGGAGCAGCAUGAAUUUUUUCCCUUGUUCACAGGGCAUGUCAGCAAUGCUGAGGGAGCUCUCUUCCCCAGGUCUUACAAAGAGCCAGGCAGAUUUUUAAAAAAAGAGAGAAAAGGAGAAUCUGUAGUCCACAGAUGUCUCUUGUGACCCAGGCUGCAUUCCUGUUGACUCUGGUGGAAAGUCAUUGCUCACUCUAUUUGCUGUCUUUGAGGUAAGACUGACCGCCAGAGGGCAUGACAAAGUGGAAUGAAUGUAGGAUUGCCAAACCUAUUUUCCCAAAACAGUUGGACAUAGUUGUUUUUUUUUUUAUCUUGAAGCAUUUCAAAAGCUAUUUGUUAUCAGAUAGCUCUGACAUAUGUAUGGAACUGAAACCAUCAUUGUAGUCAUGGUAAUGACUGUAUCUGUUACUGUAUAUUUAUCUCAUGACCUUUUAUAAUCUCUCUCUUCUUGCCCCUCACACCCCUUCAAGUAACCAUUGAUUUACUUUCCUUUAUAAUAUGUAACUUUCCACUUUCUAGAAUUCAUGUGAUGGGAAUCAAAGUAUUUACUAUUUUUCCUGCUUUUAUUUAUGUUGCAUAAAUACUUGGAGAGUCAUCAAUGAUAUAUAAGCAGCUCAUAUUUUUUUUUCUAAGAAACAUUCUUAUAUUUGAAUAUACCACUAUUUAUCCAUUCAUUUGCUUAUGGACAUUUGGGGUUUUUCUAAUUUUUGACUAUUGGGAAAAAAAGCUGGUACAAGCAUUUGUGUAUAAGAUUUUAUGUCGAUGUAUGUUUAUCUUCAGUAACUCAGAGUGCAAAGUUUGAGUCAUAGGGUAGGUGAAUGCUUAACUUAAACAGACUAGCAAAUUGUGAUCUGAACUAAUUAUACCUUUUUCUUUUCUUCUUUUUUUUUCUGAUCGUGCUGCACAGCUUGCGGGAUCUUAGUUUCCCAACCAGGCCUCAUCAGUGAAAGUGCAGAGUCCUAACCACUGGACUGCCAGGGAAUUCCCAUUUUUUUCAUUCUUACCAGCAGUGUAUGAGAGCUCCAUUUCUUCCACAUCCUGGUGAAUAUUUCAUUUGUUCAUUCUUUUUUUUUUAACAAACAUUGUCACUUUAUUAUAUUGUACAUAUGAGUCUUUCUACAUAAAUGGGAUAAAAGAUAACAUUCCAGAAUAUUAGUGUUUUUAUUGGGAAUGUGUAUUUCUUUUUUUUAUUAUUUGUAUUUUUUUAUAGUCAAUCAUUCUUAAUUUUAACCCUUUUUGUAAGUUUGUCCAGCUAUAUAACUGUUGUUUUAUUUGCAUUUCCCUAAAGAUUCAUGAUGAACAUUUCUUCAGAUGCAUAUUUGCUACCUCUGUAUCUUUAGUGAAAUGUUCAUAUCUUCUGCCUAUUCUGUGAAUUUUGGCUAUUUUCUUCCUUUCACAAAAGAACAGUGAAACAGCCAAGUUGUAUUGGAAUUUCACUCAUUUUGUGACUUUUUAAUUUAUGGAAUAAUUGUUUUUAAUACUGGAAUAAUAUGUUCUAAUUUUUUCAAUUUUUUAUGCUAUGUGCAAUGUAAUGGAAACAUAUACCAUAUACUUUUAAUUUUAAUCUGUGUUAUUAAUGUACUCUCCAUCACUUUCUAAGGUCCAGACAUUUAAUAAUACCACAAACCCUUGCUUAGUAGUGUUCGCCCCUUUGCCUGGUCUAUCAUCAUGGGAGUUGGUGGGUUGGAGCAGAACUCUUGGUGAGGGAGACGAGAUGGCAUCAGGAUGAACAGGGUGUUUUUUGAGUCCCAAAGCCUAGCAGGACUGGAAAUAAGGCAGUAAUCAGACUCCCCAAGCCCUGGGUCAGGCAGCCUGGGUUUGAAUCCUGAUCCCAAAAUAUUGUGACUCACAGGCAAAUGACCACCCACUCUGGGCCUCAGUUUCCCCCUUUGUAAAACAGGUAUAAAACAGGUAUAAGUUGUGGCUCUACCAGUGAGCUCUGGGAGGUGAAGAGCUGAAACGUGGCUAUACCCGCAACCUCGUUGGACCUAGGCAGCACUAGCCUCUGCCUUCCGUGACAUUCCCUGGCCAGGCACCCCUCAUUUUCCCCAAAGUCCCUGGGUACAUUUGGGAAAGAAAUGGGGCUUCUCAGAAGCCACUGACCCACCCACCCCACGCACCCACAAGGAGGCAGAGGCUGUACUGACAUCUCAGUGUGGGUUCCCCACCUGGGAAUCUCUGGACAACUUGCUAGAGCUCCCUGAGUCUCAGUUUGCCGACUCACAUGGAGGUGAUGAGGCGCUUACCUUGGUUCCUGUGAGGAUUAAUAAAAGUAACAAAAUACUGAGUACCUAACGGUGCCAGGAUUCCAGGGUUUGCUUUAUGAACAUAUUCUCUUUAAUUCUCACAACCCAAGAUAGUGGGAACUAUUAUUGUACUGCUGGGGAAAUCCAGGGUCAGAAUGAUGUUGUGGGUUCCCCAAGGUCACACAAUGGACAAGUGUCUGAUUCAAGAUGCUGGAUUCAUACCCCUAAGUCUAGCUCCAGAGCUGGGGAUGUUUAAUCCCUUUACCUCAGCACGUGAAGCACUCAUCCCUGGGCAGGCACGCACAGAGUUCCAAGGAGUCUCAGCUGCUGUUACCUUUGUUGGAAUUAUCAACAUGACCAUUUCCCCACUUACCACCUGCCCUCACAGUUCUCACAGGAAUGCCCUUGUCUGUCAUUACUAGUGGCUUCCCCAAUGGGAGGUUUUUCUCUCAGCUGCAAUUGCAUUAUGUCCAAAGGCCGCACCUUCCUCUCCUUUGAGCACAGCACAGAGCUUAACCCUCGAGAAUCAGUGAUUCAGGGCUGGGUCUCUCCACUUUCAUCAGCGACUUGAGUGACAGCCUCUGAUGCCAUCUAACAUCCCAAUAUGAGGUUUGACUUUUUCAGGUAUUUGUAAACUUCAUCCUGGAGGACUAGAGACAGCCCAGUCCAGAGGACCUGGUUCCAGGAGGUGAUAAUGGAGACCUAUGUGCUCCUGGUCUCACUGGGUAACAGCUCACCUCUGCUCCAUUCAUGGACCUGCUGCCUAUUUGGUUCUGUCCUCUCUGUCCAGGACUGGCUGGUUGAGAAGACCACUGGCACGCACCGUCCUUCUUCCCUGCAUUCCUCACCAUGUUCUGGACCGACGUCCUCUAUUCUAACCUUUCUGUCUGCACCAAGGGUCUUUUGGUAAAAAACACAAGUCCUCACCUGAGUGCUCAUCACACUCUAACCACAUCUGAGGUCCCCACUCCAGAUUACACAGAAGGGGAACUGACUAGCCUAGCCUGGUUGGGUCAUGUGUCCCCUCAGUCCAGUUAGCAAGGUCAUGGGUGAUAGGCUGCUUCAGAGAAGAGGGUGAGUCAGGCAGUACUUCUUGAGAAUCAUUUAGCAUCAGUUCAUCCAGGGUAUCUUCUUAAACCAUACAAUCCCAGUUAAAACAGGCUCCUGGUGACUUCCCUUGUGGUCCAGUAGUUAAGACUAAAUACUUCCAAUGAACGGGGUACUGGUUCGAUCCCUGGUCGGCGAAGUAAGAUCCCACAUGCUGCGCAGCAUGGCCAAAAAAAAAAAGGUGGGGGUAGCUCCUGAAUGCUACACCAUUGUCCCUUGUUUCUUAAGGCCUAGACCAUGCUCCUGUGCUGCUUCAGGAGAUGAUUUUAGAGGGUGCACAGAUCUGACAUAAAGUGGAAUGCUUGGAAACCCUGAGAAAGCGAUUCUUUUCCCCUGCUCUUUCCCUUGCUGCUGUCAGGAGAAAGUCUUCUUGGUAUAGUGCUAGAUCUCUAUUGCCCACUGUUACUAAUAUCCCCCUCCCCGUUUUUUAUGCCCGAACAGGGACCUGAAACUAAUAUCCCUUUUUAAUAGAGGGGGCACCCGUGAGCAUACCCCAUGGGGUCCCUGGGACUUCAGAGCAUUAUUUUGAUUUCAUUGUAUUUUCAUGGUAAACUUCCACUUGUCCCAAGUCAAACUGGUUUUCCCAAUUAGCAGAGAGAUACAAAUAUUCUUUUUAAGAUGCAAUCUAUAUAAGAAAAAUAAAAUAUAGGUCAUUUAAAAGAGAAUUGUAACACUGGCCACAACCAAGUUCCCGUAAGCACAGAUCAGGUGUCAGGUUUGUUGCAGGCACUGUUCAGACUCCAUUCCUUGAAUUCCAACAUCCUGUCCUCAGCAAAGUAAGGAAAAUACAGCCACUGAGCGAGUCCCUCAGAAACCUCAAGUUAUUCAAUGUAGAAGAUGUGCCGCCUUUAUGAGGUGCCAACCUGUGCUUUCUUUGCUGCUAAAAGUCCUUUUUGUGACCACGCUGCACGGCAUGCAAGAUCUUAGUUCCCAGACCAGACCAGGGAUCGAACCCCUGCCCCCUGCAGUGGGAGCACAGAGGCCUAACCACUGGAUUGCUAGGGAAUUCCCUAAAAGUCCUUUUUAAAAAUGAAAUGUAAGUGAGUGUAGAUGAUAGUUAAUGUCCUUUCUGCACCAAAUCACCAUGUAGAUUUUCUGAUUUUUAAAAAAAUUUUACAGGUCCAUGAAAUAUCAAAAUUUGGGAAUGACCAAGUCAUCCCCUCACACAGAUAACCCUUUCUCAAGGAUUAAAUACUCCAGAUCACCUCCCUCUCACAUGGCUACCUUCUCCAAGAAUGCUGGCCCUACACAGGGCUGUGCACUGUUUCCUCCUCAGUGUAGCACUCAGGAGGCCGAGUCCUGGAGCCAUAGCUCCUGGUGAGAAUCCCAACUCUGCUUCUCACAGGCUGUAUGGCCCCAGGCAAGUUUCUGAACCUCUCCCUGGCUUAGAGUCCUCCUUGACAGAAUGGGGUAAUAUGGUAUUUAUGUCACAGUACUAUUGUUUGUCUAAAUGGGUUCAUGUAUGAAAACUGACCAGUCUGUUACUUCCUGACUGUGCAGGUCUGAGGUGUGAUCUCUGUUGCCAUCACUGCUCCUGUUGAUACCACCAUCAUCAUCAUCAUUAUCCUCAUUAUCAACAUGCCUGAACUUGGCACCUUCUAGAGCAGUGUUGUGAAGCGUUGUAGUUCAAUAGUACAGAUGCCAGAGACAGCCAACCUGGGUCCCCAACUGAAUCAGCUGAAUAUCAGUUACAUACCAUUCAUCUGUCUCAAUUCACUUGUUAUUGAUAGUUGAGUUGUUUCCAGCUUGGGGAUGUUAAAGAUAAAGCUGCUGCAGACAUUUAUAGCUAGUCUUCAUGUGGAAAUGCGUUUCAUUUAUUUUGAACUAAGAUUUGUGAGUAUAAUUCCUGAGUCAGAUGGUAGGUGAAUUUUUUGUUGUUAAGAAACACAAAAUUUCAGUUUCAUUGACCUUUUCAAUUUUUUUUUAGUCUCUAUUUCUG
This is a messenger RNA of Delphinapterus leucas (beluga whale), 12005 nucleotides long. RefSeq lists its product as uncharacterized. Gene Ontology annotation, molecular function: DNA-binding transcription factor activity; RNA polymerase II cis-regulatory region sequence-specific DNA binding. The record is from RefSeq and is a predicted model, not a curated record. Gene Ontology annotation, biological process: regulation of transcription by RNA polymerase II. NCBI's taxonomy places the organism in Eukaryota, Metazoa, Chordata, Mammalia, Artiodactyla, Monodontidae.